AGACUAACGACUAGGGCUCGUGAGCACGCAGACUGACGGCUGAGGUAGAUGAAGGUGCUAGGGUUUACAAGCACAGAAACUGAUCAGAGACAACUGAGGAAGAUGACGGCGCUAGGGUUACAAACACGGCUCUGAUACUAUACCAAAGCUCCUUUGGAAGAGAUGCAUAAGAAGAUCUGGCUUGUGGACUCAAAGGGAUUAAUUGUUAGUUCAUGUAAGAAUUCCCUUCAACACUUCAAGAAACCUUGGGCUCCCGAACAUGAACCCGUUAAGGAUCUUUUAGAUGCUGUCAUGGCUAUCAAGCCGACAGUUCUAAUUGGUUCAUCUGGAGUGGAAAGAACAUUCACAAAAGAGGUGAUCGAGGCCAUGGCCUCCUUCAAUGAGGGACAUGCAAUUUUUGCCAGUGGAAUUCCAUUUGACCCUAUGGAAUACAACGGCAAAGUCUUUGUUCCUGGCCAGGCAAAUAAUGCAUAUAUUUUCCCUGGAUUUAGUUUGGGUUUUGUCAUCUCUGGUGCAAUUCGUGUACAUGAUGAAAUGCUUUUGGCAGCCUGUACAGGUAAUAUGCCACCCCCAAGGACAUAACUUGGAUGAUGAUGAGAGUUGAAGACUCUUCCUUUUGUUUAUUUUGAUGUAUUACAUGUAAAUUCAAGCCAAGGGCUUAAUAUGUACUGAGUUAGUACUCUUCUUUUGUA
Camellia sinensis is the source of this 692-nucleotide messenger RNA. NCBI's taxonomy places the organism in Eukaryota, Viridiplantae, Streptophyta, Magnoliopsida, Ericales, Theaceae. The record is from RefSeq and is a predicted model, not a curated record.